Molecule: messenger RNA, 5452 nt
Organism: Anarrhichthys ocellatus (wolf-eel)
Lineage: Eukaryota; Metazoa; Chordata; Actinopteri; Perciformes; Anarhichadidae
Gene: mat1a
Product: methionine adenosyltransferase 1A
Exons: 12
Coding region: 2318-3481 (387 amino acids)
Biological process (GO): S-adenosylmethionine biosynthetic process
Molecular function (GO): methionine adenosyltransferase activity; ATP binding
Source: RefSeq, a predicted model, not a curated record
UCAUAUUAAUCCAUCAAUAAUCAUAAUCCAAUGAAUAAUAUAAUAUACAUUAUUGUGAAAUGGGCCAUUCAGGGAAUUUAUAUACUGUGGUAUUAUACUGAAGUAAAGGAUAAGACUACUUCUUCCCCGUGGCCCCUCACUCUAGUAUUUUUACAUCCUUGUGUAUCAUGAUUGCAUUGUUUUUUCCUGACAGACUGACCUCCAUGUGCAUGAUAACUAGUGCAGUCUUUGAAAUCCUUGGAAGUCUCUGUUUUACAGUUUAGUCUCAUGUAGAGCACAGAAAAGUCAGUAAGUUACACUUGAGGGUCACAGUGUUAUCUAUAACAUUUUCCUAAUUCUCCAGCACAUAUUCAGCCUCUUCAUGCUGACACGCUAUCAAAGCUCUGAUAGCAGUUAUCUUUCACCAUAACCAGAACAAUCUUGUUGGAGUUUUCCUGGUCAGUCAUUAACAAAUGUUUAGAGGCAAUCCACACGGACUCAGAGAGGAGUCUGUUUUACAGGGCUGCACGUAACACGUGCGGGGUCUUGAGUGUUUUCAUCUGAACACACAGACUGUAGUCAGGCCAAAAUAAACAGAGGAGUAUCCUCCACAGGUAACACACUGUCCCGUCAGACCGGCUCAUGUCUUCUCUUGUUUAAUCUAGUUCAUGUUUGUCACAUUUUACUGUCCCUGACCUCUGACCUCUGUCUCCUUGUAGACCAUAUCUGUAUCCCAGUUCCAUACUACAUGCCCAAUCUAAGCAGGUUUUAAACAUGUAGAGUGUUAGCGCACUGGACAAGUUACAAAGUACAGUAUCACACAUUAUGCAUUCUAACAAAACCUCUUUUGAGUGAGAUGUUUCUGUCGCAAAUACAGUAUAUUUCUUUCCUUAACUACCUCUGUGUUUCUCUAAGAUAAUAAAUUAUUAAAUUAACGAAAAGAAAAACAGAUUCAAUACAAGUUAAUACCCAGUUGUGGUUGUUCAUCCUUUUUAAACUAGCAAACAAUUCACAAAUUAAGCUACUCAUCUGUUUGUCCAUUGAUUUGAUUAUUUCCACAUUCAACAUGUACAUCCAUUACUUUUAGCUAACUAUUUCCAUUUCUCUGCUUGCCUUCUAAAUAGCUUUCUCGCAAUAUGAAAUAGUUCAUCUGGGGUAGGGUAUGUGGGCAUUUCCUAUCAUAAGAGUUCUGAGCUUGUAUAGUCUUUGGGAUUCAUCUUUCAGUAUGGAAAGAAUAAUGGAUAGAGCCUGUCAUCACCCUUUAUAGCAUACUCAGCAUGCAGCUACUGGUUGGUACUAGGUUUGAUUUGACUCUGCUGGCCUGGGGUAAGAUUAGGUCAGCUUGCUACUUACUUAAGAGGCAUUUACUUUGCAUGUUAAGACAGCUGUUUCUAAUUCUCGCCCAUUCCUUUCAACAACAAAAACACAAAAAUCUCUGCAUAAUGUGUGUGAAGCUAUAAUGUCCUGUGUGCAUUUUUAGACUCUCUGUAAAAUUGUUGGUUAAUGCAGAUUGUGCUUUUUGCUUCUCUGGUUGAAUCUGCUUUAAAUGAGGCUUGAAGCAGUAAGGAAGUAUUUUAUUCACCACUGAGAUCUUGUUAACAUCCUUGUCUCGUUUCAUGAGGCCAACUCAACACCAGCUGAAACUAGAGCCGGAUGAGACAGAAUUGGAGAGAAAGGGAAAUGGCUCGAUAUUUUCUGCAGUUGUGCACCGAGACAAGAGCCUCCGGCUAGGACUGAGAUGGAAAAGAGCAUUCAGACAACAGGCUGCCCUGACCUGGCCGAGUCCCAGCAGACAGAGCUGUCCCACUGGGUUGAGGGGGGAAGGGGAACCCUCUAAUUAAGAUGUCCCUGCUCCCACUCACAAGCCUUCCACCUUAAAGCAGAGAUGUCGGAGCUGGUGAGGACUAUAAACAUACAGUCAAGCAUCACACUGUACACAAGGGGUUAACAAGCUGUUUUCACAAGCUGUAAAUGUCCUCCCAUCAUCCACUCCCCCUCUGGAAUGGACUGUCCCAUGGAUUCACAUAAUGUGUGUGUUGUCUGUGUGCUUGUGUGUGUGUGUGUGUGUGUUUUGUAUGUGUUGUGUGUGUGUGACAGAGAGAGAGUGUGCGCGUGUGUUCUCUUAGCCCUAUAUAUUGGGCCAUGUGGACACAGACGUGGAGUUUUGUAGGAUAGACUUUGUAUUGUCUGCAGGGCUUUUGGCCUCUCUUUCUUCAUUUCUCUCUCAAAGAAAAGCAGCAGGAAUAUAAAACAGCCCUCUAGACUGCUUGUUGGAGGGAACUGAGGAAACUUUAAUCCCUAAAAGACUUGCCGAGUACCUGGCCCUGUAGAAAAAAAAAUGAGUGACAUACUGGAAGAGGGCUCUUUCAUGUUCACGUCGGAGUCCGUAGGAGAGGGACAUCCAGACAAGAUUUGUGACCAGAUCAGUGAUGCUGUCCUGGACGCUCACCUGAAGCAGGACCCAGAUGCCAAAGUGGCCUGUGAGACCGUGUGUAAGACUGGCAUGGUGUUGCUCUGCGGAGAGAUCACAUCUCGGGCCAACGUGGACUACCAGAAGGUGGUGAGGGAAGCCAUCAAACACAUCGGCUACGACAACUCUGACAAAGGUUUUGACUAUAAGACGUGUAACGUGCUGGUGGCUCUGGAGCAGCAGAGUCCGGACAUUGCUCAGGGGGUCCAUGUUGACAGACAGGAGGAGGACAUUGGAGCCGGAGACCAGGGUCUGAUGUUCGGCUACGCCACAGAUGAGACAGAGGAGUGCAUGCCUCUCACCAUCGUCUUAGCCCACAGACUGAACUCAAAGAUGGCUGAACUCAGACGUAGUGGAACCAUCUCCUGGCUGCGUCCGGACUCUAAAACACAGGUGACGGUGCAUUAUGACCAGAAGGACGGAGCCGUGAUCCCCAAGAGAGUUCACACCAUCGUGAUCUCUGUCCAGCAUGAUGACUUCGUCUCUCUGGAGGAGCAGAAGAGAGUCCUCAAGGAGCUGGUGAUCGAAGCCGUGGUUCCUGCUAAAUAUUUGGAUGACAAGACCAUCUACCACCUCCAGCCCAGCGGUCGCUUCGUCAUUGGAGGACCUCAGGGUGAUGCUGGUGUGACAGGCAGGAAGAUCAUUGUAGACACAUACGGAGGGUGGGGCGCUCACGGUGGCGGAGCUUUCUCUGGCAAAGACUUCUCAAAGGUGGACCGCUCCGCUGCCUACGCUGCUCGCUGGGUGGCCAAGUCUCUAGUCAAAGCCAAACUGUGCAGGAGAGUUCUGGUUCAGGUGGCUUAUGCUAUCGGAGUGGCCCAACCUCUGUCCAUCUCCUUGUUCACCUACGGUUCAUCCCAUAAAUCAGAAUCAGAGCUUCUCCAGAUUGUCAACAAGAACUUUGAUCUGCGGCCAGGAGUCAUCGUCAGGGAACUGAACCUGAAGAGGCCGAUCUACCAGCAGACAGCCUCUUAUGGCCACUUUGGUCGACCAGAGUUUACUUGGGAGAUGCCCAAAAAGCUUGUCUACUAAAUACUCCACCUGCUCGUCCUGAUCGACUUAUGUGGAGGCUGAACGGGAUGUUUCUUCAUGGACUACAACUGCCAGCUCCGUCAACUUAUAACACAUUUUUUUAAUAGGAAGAAAUAAAGCCAAAGCUUUAGGGAUAAGUCGGCUUUAAAGAGGCGAGACAAUAAUGAAAUGCACGAGUGGUUGUAGCCAACGGACGUAUAGACGUAUAGCCUAAUGGGACACUCUCCCAACAAGAAGAGACACAUUGCAGAGGACAUCUCAGUAACCAGUCCACCCCCUUCCUCCUUAAACAUCCAAUUAUUGGUGCUUCAGAAAUAUACGUACAAUCAUUAAUCAGAGAUCUUUCCUGCCAACAUAAGGGAACACCACAGCGUCUACAAUUCUCUUAAGAUAAAUACUUCCCACUAGAAGACGUGUUUUACCUCAAAGCUGUGAAUAUUCCUUUACGUGACCAGUAGCAUGUACAGAAACAACCUCAGUGCUUAAUUUACUAUGGUUGACUAUCAAUGUCAAUGUAAUUGUUGCUCAACCAAAGGCUCAGCUUUAGAAGAAAGAAGAGAUAUCUUUGUCAUGACCAGUGUUGGGCAAGUUACUCAGGAAGUGUAAUAAGUUACUUUUUACCUAAUACAUUUUUUAAGGAGACGUCAGGUUACCAGAGGGCAUCAUAGCCUCUUUUCCCAACUUUGAGACCAGUGAUGUGACUGGCUGAGACAGUAUUUAAUAAUCACCACACCUGCUGAUCGGUAUUCAGCCUCACCCAGCUGUUUUGAACAUUGCUGCACAGACAUAAACCAAAAUAUAAGGUGCGCACUGAAACGCCCGCAGUCUGUGCGCCUACCACCCUGUGCUUGGCAUUUAUUGGCGUUAUUUCAAAUUUCAACCGAGGUUGCCAAAUAUUGGACUGAGGUUGCAAUGCAUGCUCUUGCACCAACUGAGGACCAGGCCUGUCUCUUCCUCUGCCUCAUAUUCACCUGGUGACGCAGUAACAAAGCGUGAAGUGGAUUAAUAACUGCAACAUAAUCACUGUUUUCCUACACUACUCCUUACUGGGGAAAGUAAUAUUACAGUACUGCCCGACGCUGAUCAUGACUGCAAAAUUCCUUUUCUACGUUUCAUUUUGUAAGGAAGCUGUUUGCACUGUGGUACAAUCACGUUGUACAACAAGACAGGUCAUUAAAACGUGGGGAGACUUAUGAUCUCUUCAGCAUAUGUUACAAUCAAUCAAGAGUAAAAUAGCCAUGCAGUCUUGUGUUGCCAUCUCGUCUUAUUUUCUGUCAUCCUUUAAGUACUUUGUUUUAAUAUCAGCUCAACUGGUGGCUGAUUUGUAUCUUUAUGUCUUUUUUUUUUAACCUGCAGGCCCGUUGCUGUGAGUCCGUAGAUGUGGCUCAUUUUAACAAAUAACUUGAAGUGUCUUCUCUCUUUGCUCUCUGCAGUGGAUUACCAAGCUGCAUGCUGUUGAGACUAAAGCAUUUAGAGCACCACUGAUGUCUUAAAAGUGCUGCAUUCUAACAAUGCUACAAGUGUAUGCUGAUCUCUUUCUACAUCUUUGAGAUAUUUAGCUAAAUUCUUACUUAAAUGUGAAGUGCUACGUUUGCUCUGCAGCUCUGUAUUGCAGAUCGAGAUCUUUCCUCUCGGAUUUAGAGGAAAAAAAGGAGUGUUUAUUAAAAUACUUUUCUGAACAGGGCAUUUUAUUUUAAGUCAGCUUUCAUCAUUACUUAAUCACAAAGUAUUCAAUCAAAUUCUCACCUUCUGAAUUGGUUUAAGGGUGUGAACAGUAUUCACCUUAAAGGUUCAUGUCUGUGGAGGUUUAGGACUUUGUGGUGCGUGUAACAACCCGUGCUUUCAUCUACUGCCACAUCGUUGUUGUAAGAGGCUUUACUCUAUUUAAUGUGUUGAUCUUCUGUCAACUCUGUUGGUGGAGAAACUGAACAAUGUAAAUAAUUAAACAAUAAACAAAAUUAAAGACGUGAA